UUUGUGUACGAAUCCACUACACGAGAUAGAUCUGGACUGUACUCUCUCUACUAGCUUUUCUCUAUGGUCCUUCUCAACAGCUGACAUUAAAACUCUUUGAAACUUGUUGAGAAGCCACUGUUGUAGAGACUCUGGAAGACUUGGAGAAGCCCAGCCUCUUCAGACCAGACUUGAUGGGAACAAACUGUUUGGAAAGAGAGGAUGAUGGGCUACAUGAACUUCAAGAACGAUUAAUCGCACAGGAGAGUGCGAGAGACAAAGGGAGAGAGGAAGAGAGCGAGAGACAAAGUCGGAGAUCAUGAUAGCGUACGUGGACUGUCUGUCCCCUGAGCUGGUUGGGGGAGAUGGUGUGAGGGUGGGUGCUCGAUGCUGGAAGGGUGGGUACAGCGAGGACGAGGAUGAGUUGCUUCCUCUCUGCUCGAAAGAUGUCCGAAAGAUGCCCUCCCUGCAGCCCAAGAGCGAGGGCAGUUUGAGACGUCGUCUGCUCACCUCCAAGAUCCACCAGCAACGAGACACACUGUGGGCUCCCAGGCCUCUUGCACAGGGUCUCCUGGACAACCAAGGCCUCCAGGCGACGCAACACAGACAGGACUACCCUGGGCCUGAGCCCCAGGCCAAACCCAGCCCUUCCGGCCUGCUGAUCCACCACCUAGCAGGCUACUCGUCACAGGGUCUCCCGGACAACCAAGGCCUCCAGGCGACGCAACACAGACAGCACUACCCUGGCCCAGAGCCCCAGGCCAAACCCAGCCCUUCCGGCCUGCUGAUCCACCACCUAGCAGGCUACUCGUCACAGGGUUCCCAGCAACAUAGGCACAACGCAGGCUACUCCUUGACCCAGGUACAGAGGACCAGCUAUUCUCCCCCGACCCCCGACCCCCAUCCUGGGUACAGCUUCCCCCUACAACCUCCAGGAGGAGCCAGAUGCAGCCACACUGGAACCCCAGGAUACUGUAACCCAGGAUACUGUAACCCAGGAUACUGUAACCCAGCAUACUGUAACACAGCCUACUCCACAAGGCCCAGCAGCAGCUCUAACCCAGGACACCACAACACUGCACAAGGAGCCAGCAACCCUUCUCCAGGACAGGGAUACGGCUCUACCUCCUCCCCCCCGGGACCCAGCUACAGCUCUACAUUAGGGUUUGCAUCCCAGUCCCAGCCCAGCCUCCCCUCUAACCUGCCCAGGCAGAGAAAGAGCUUCUCUCCCUUCAACCUGCUCCGACGGCGCAGCUACAACUCCAACCAGAUCCCCUUCUCACAUCCACCUCAAAGCCAAGACUGGAGAGAGUGUGACAAGAAGCUAAGGAGUGAUGGGUACGGCAGUUCACAGUACUUCUCUCAAAACCCCGCCUACCUCAGUCAUAGCCUAUCAGAGGACAGGCUGCAUGAUGACAAGGCCAGGAAGGACAGAAGAUGGAAAAAGAGGUCCAAGCUGGCUGGACUGUCUGUCUCAGUCCUGCUUCUCUGCCUGCUGGAGGAGAAAGUCUACAGCAGCAUCUUCAGACGAGGACCUCUUGGCAUAUUCGUUCCGGGCCGCCGCCGAGCCCCCCGUUGAACUUUUACGAAGACAUUGAUGACACAUUUAAUGGGGUGACAUCAUGACUAAUGUCUGUGACCUCACAGUCGCCGAGGAAACGGAUUGGUCCAAGCCCCUCCCCCUGCCUACACCAGAGGAGAAGAUGAGGCAGCAGGCGCAGGCAUCGCAGCUGGAC
Molecule: messenger RNA, 1715 nt
Organism: Oncorhynchus kisutch (coho salmon)
Lineage: Eukaryota; Metazoa; Chordata; Actinopteri; Salmoniformes; Salmonidae
Product: mucin-1-like
Exons: 4
Coding region: 299-1558 (419 amino acids)
Source: RefSeq, a predicted model, not a curated record